Pyrus x bretschneideri (Chinese white pear) is the source of this 1096-nucleotide messenger RNA. RefSeq names its product acyl carrier protein 1, chloroplastic-like. Gene Ontology annotation, biological process: fatty acid biosynthetic process. Gene Ontology annotation, molecular function: acyl carrier activity. The coding region runs from base 829 to 1068 and encodes 79 amino acids. The record is from RefSeq and is a predicted model, not a curated record. The transcript has 2 exons. Lineage: Eukaryota; Viridiplantae; Streptophyta; Magnoliopsida; Rosales; Rosaceae.
UCUGUUUCAAGUAACCAAGUUUUUGUGUUUCGAUUUUGUGAGCUCCAAUGGCUUCUGCUUCAGCAACUUCUCUCUGCAGGUUCCAACCUUUCAAAACCAACCAAUCAAGACUAGCCAGGUACCAGGGUUUCGCUUAGUUUCACCUUUCUUGCUAUUAAUUUUGAGGGAGACUUUCAUAGAACGUCUUCACUAUCACUAUAGUGUCCCAAACCACUAAUACAAGUCUACGUUGACUACUCGAGAUGCCACAGUGACGAUGAACUUGUCCCAUUGAAGUCUUCAAUAAUUUUGGUCUCAUUUGGUCUCCUAGUACUACUAAUACCAAAGUUUGUGUACUCAAGUCAACGUUUUGUUCACUUGGAUUCUCUUCAAAAUUUUGGGUCUGUUUUAGAGAAAAUCUUGCAUCUAAGUUGUCGUACUGCCUCUCAGAUAAAAUGUGCUGAAUUAUUUCUUGAAUUAUGUGCCUAAUGGAUGGUUUUUGAGACCAAUAAAAUGUGCUGAAAAGUGAAAAUACAUGAGGCAAUAUCUGCUUGUGAACUAAUAAUGUACGUAACAAGGACAAGUUCAAGUUUAAAGUUCGUUUCUAAUGGAUGGGCCAAGAAUGGCUUCUCAUCUUUCAGGAUCUCUUGUCUCCAAAUUUGUUGCGCUGUAAGUUUCUCAAACUUGACAAGUUAUUGUGUCUCAAAAAAUUGACAAUUAUCCUCAGUUGUAUAUUAAUAUUUGUCUAUUUCUCUCGUUUAAAAUCGGUUGCAAGGCAAGAUUACUUGCGAAUUUGAGAGUAACAAGUUAUAUUAAAACCACAUAAACGGACAGGCCAAGUCGGAGACAAUGCAAAAGGUUGUGGAGAUUGUGAGGGAGCAGCUGGCUUUGCCUCCGGAGUCUGAAGUCUCCCCCGACUCCAAGUUUGCAUUACUUGGUGCCGACUCUCUCGACACUGUGGAGAUAGUGAUGAAUUUGGAGGAAGAGUUUGAUAUUAGCGUUGAGGAGGAGAGUUCUGAGAACAUAAGCACGGUCCAAGAGGCAGCUGAUUUGAUAGAGAAGCUCAUUGAAAAGAAAUCAGCUGCUUAAUUAAUUAGAACUAAUUGAGUUAAGUUUA